UGUCUCCUGCUUGUACCUUAUUUGCUAAAUCGGGCAGUCGUACCCAAAGUCUCCUAAGCCUGAUGCCUGAUUCCCAACAAGGUUGCGCCAGGAAUUUGGGAAAAGGCCUGCACUAGCGGGUCGGCCACAUGAGCCGCUCUGGGCCUUCUGCGCAUGUGCACUGCGCCCGUCUCGGUAGUUCGCGUCGGCGGCCUCGGGAGAAGACGGUUCCGGAUGCUUCAGUUGCCGAGUGCCGAGGCGCAGGCGGAGAGAACGCGAUGGUCGAGCCCCCGGGUAGCGGUGGUUGAAUGUGGGUGACCCGUGGGACGGAGGCCCCGCGCGGGAGGGGCCGGUGACGGAGGAAACGGCUCGCUGCCUGAGCGCGGGAUGAGUCCUGCUCCGUCUGUAUGCAUCGAAUGCGAACCAGCGCGUCCCCGCGCUUGUCACCCAGCGAAGAUUGAACAGAAAUCCCAGGGAUCAGUAUCAUUUAAGGAUGUGACCGUGGGCUUCACCCAGGAGGAGUGGCAGUGCUUGGACUCAAGUCAGAGGUCCCUGUACAGGGACGUGAUGCUGGAGAACUACAGCCACCUUGUCUCAGUGGGGUCCUGUGCUACCAAACCAGAGGUGAUCUUCAGGCUGGAGCAAGGAGAGGAGCCAUGGAUAUCGGAGGAAGAAUUCCCAAGCCAGAGCCUCCCAGAAGUCUGGGAAACUGAUCACAAGAAAGGAAGGAGCCGAGAAAACCAGCAUAAACCUGUGAGGGAAGUUGCAUUCAUCAGUAAGAAAACGCCGACCAAGGAACGAGGUAAUGUAAUAGGAAAGCCAUUUAACCUGGACACAAAUUCGUUUCCUUCCAGAGAAAGCCUCUGUCAGUGUGACUCAUAUGGAGUGAGUUUCAGCUGUAUUUCUGAAUUGUGUAUCAAUAAGAAAAGACGUUUGGGAAAAAAGACUGGUGAAUUUAGUGCCUAUGGAAAAUUGCUACUCAGUAUUAAACACGAGAAAACUCCUACUAGCGAGAAAAGUGAAUUUUUUAAACAUGGAGAAACUUUCAGUCAGGUUGAGGACUCUGUUGAUAGUGAGAAGAUUCAAAGUGCAGAGCAAAAUUUUGAAUAUUACAUGCAUCAAGAAACCUUCCCCGAAAAGGCAACAUUGAGUACGUACAAGAGAGAGAUCACUGAAGAGAAUCACUCUGAAUGUAUUGAAUAUGGGAGAACCUUCUUUCCUAACUCCUCUUUCCUGUUACAUCACAUGAAUGCCUCCGAAGAGAAUCACUGUGGACUGCGUGGUUGUGGGAAAUCGUUAUGUGUUACGUCUACCCUUUUGAAACCUCGUGGGGCACGUAUGAAACCCUCGGAGUGUAGUGAGAGUGGGGAUCAUUUCCGGGGGGAUUUAUGCCUUCCGCAACUUCAAACAAAUCAUAAAGGAGAGAAACACUUUGAAUGCAAUGAAUGUGGGAAAGCGUUUUGGCAUAAGUCCCACCUCACUCGACAUCAGAGGUUACACACGGGAGAGAAACGCUUUCAGUGUGAUGAAUGUGGAAAAACUUUCUGGGAGAAGUCAGACCUCACGAAACAUCAGAGAUCACACACGGGGGAGAAGCCCUAUGUGUGCAACGAAUGUGGUAAAGCCUUCAGCCACAAGUCAGCCCUCACGAUACACCAGAGAAUACAUACAGGGGAGAAACCCUAUCAGUGUAGCGCAUGUGGGAAAACUUUUUACCAGAAGACAGACCUCACCAAACACCAAAGAACACACAUAGGGCUGAAACCCUAUGAAUGCUAUGAAUGUGGGAAAUCCUUUUGGAUCAAUUCACACCUUAUCCUGCAUCAGAGAACUCAUACAGGGGAGAAACCAUUUGAAUGUCCUGACUGUGGGAAAUCUUUCUGUCGGAAGGCAUAUCUUACACAACAUCAGAGAACCCACAUAGGGGAUAAGCCCUACAAAUGUGAUGCAUGCGGGAAAACUUUCUACCACAAGUCAGUGCUCACCAGGCAUCAGAUAAUUCAUACAGGGUUGAAACCUUAUGAAUGUUGCGAAUGUGGGAAAACGUGUUUGAAGUCUGCCCUCACAGUGCAUCAGAGAAUUCACACAGGGGAGAAACCCUUUGUGUGUCCUGAAUGCGGGAAAUUCUUCAGCCAUAAAUCCACCCUCUCUCAACAUUACAGGAUACAUACAGGGGAGAAACCGUUCGAGUGUCAUGAAUGUGGAAAAAUCUUCUAUAGUAAAUCGUCCCUACAUAAACAUACUAGGAUACACACAGGGGAGAAACCCUACGGAUGUAAUGAAUGUGGGAAAACGUUCUGCCAGAAGUCUCAGCUCACUCAGCACCAGAGAAUCCACAUAGGAGAGAAACCCUAUGAGUGUAAUGAAUGUGGAAAGGCUUUCUGUCACAAAUCAGCUCUAAUUGUGCACCAGAGAACUCAUAGAGAAGAAAAGCCCUAUAAAUGUAAUGAAUGUGGGAAGUCUUUCUGUGUGAAGUCAGGGCUUACUUUACAUCAGAGAAAACACACAGGGGAGAAACCCUACGAAUGUAAUGAAUGUGGAAGGUCUUUCUGUGAUAAGUCAGCUCUUGUUGUGCACCAGAGAACUCAUAGAGAAGAAAAGCCCUAUAAAUGUAAUGAAUGUGGGAAAUUUUUUUGUGUGAAGUCAGGACUUAUUUUACAUCAGAGAAAACACACAGGAGAGAAACCUUACGCAUGUAAUUACUGUGGGAAAUCCUUCAGUCACAAAUCAUCCCUCACAGUGCAUUAUAGGGCUCACACAGGGGAGAAAUCUUGUCAGUGUAAUGAAUGUGGGAAAAUUUUUUACCGUAAAUCAAACCUUGUUAACCAUCAGAGGUCACACACAGGCGAGAAGCCCUAUGAAUGUAACACAUGUGGAAAACCCUUCUCUCAGAAGUCAAACCUCAUUGUACAUCAGAGAACACACACGCAAGAAAAACCUUAGGAUUGCACUGUUCAGGGUAGCCACGCUUACCAGUUUUUGUCAUUGUGCCCCAGCGGGGAGGGCAUGCAGUGGCCGUCCCCAUCUCUUGCUGCUCCUUCCCCUGCUGCCAUUGCACACACGCCUGACGCCCGAGGGUGCCGAGGUGCACACCUGUGGUGUCCUGUGGCCCGGAGGCUGAUGAGAAACAAAAGGGGACGUCUUCCAAAUUGCCAGAGGAAGGACCUCAACUGCGCUAAUGCAGAACCCUCAGCCAGUGAACCUGGGGUUGGCGAGGCACUGGGGUUUUUUUCAGUACACCAAAGGACUAACCUUGGAGUCCUGGGGCUUGAUGGCCUUGACCCUUGCCGUGACAGAAUGACCUUACUGUUUGUGAACCGUGACCCCAGAGAGAUUGACUGGCAUUCCCUGGAGGAAGCGGCAGCUGCCUGUGAGGCGGACUGCCGGGCUGUGGUCCUUUCCCUUGUAACCACCCAGGCCCCCGCCACAGGUGUCAGGAUGGAGACGAAAACUGAAAGCUGUCACUUCACAUGGCUAGAAACCCAAAAUACUGUGAGGGAAUUUGAAGAGAGAGAAAUGAGAGAGAAGAAACCUGCACUGUUGCAAAAAGGCAGCCCUACAGAAGACAUUCGGUCAACCGCCGGGUUAUGGGCCACGCUUGCUCCUUGCAGCUGUGCUCUGCUGCCUCUGUUGAGAAAAAUUCUCAUCCUCCUGCUCAGAGGGGAAAGCACUCACCCUGUGCCCCAGCAAAGGGGAUCAUUGGAAUGCAGCUUCCAGACGUUACUGAUAGUGACCAAGGCACUCCUGUCACUUCUCGGUAUGCGCAAUCCUGGGCUCUUGAAAAAGGCAUUCCGUAGAAAGUUCGCUUCCCCUUUCACAUCGCCGCCGCUGCAUCGCGAGAAGACGGUCCCGGAUGCUCUCGCGACUGAAGGCCUGGGGGCAGGCGGGGAGGACGUGGUGGGUGAGACCCGGGUGGCUGUGGUGGUUGUUGGUGACCCGUGGGACGGAGGCCCCGCGCGGGAGGGGCCGGUGACGGAGGAAACGGCUCGGUGCCUGAGCGCGGGACCUCUCCUGGGGAGUAAUUUUCAAGUGAACGUGGCCUUGCAUUGGGGGAAUUCAUUGUUGUUUCUGGAGAACCCGAAUGAUGGUGUCCAGGUCCCUCCGGCACCCUGCAGCCUUGCCUGUGCCCUCGGUAGCAGCGGUUUGCAUUUACAGAAGGUCCAGCUUGCGAUUCAGGGUUACAGGAAGGGCCAACAGCUUUCGAUCUUGGCUGUGCCCUCCUGGCUAUCCCUACUCUUCCAGGGCCAGCAGAAGAUGAUCACAUCCCAGGGCUUAUUGUCAUUCGGGGAUGUGACUGUGGGCUUCACUGAGGAGGAGUGGCAGCGCCUGGACCCUGCUCAGAGGACCCUGUACAGGGACGUGAUGCUGGAGAACUACAGCCACCUUGUCGCAGUGGGGUUAUCCAUUCCUAAACCAGAAGUGAUCCUCAAGUUGGAGCAAGGAGAGGAGCCAUGGAUAUUAGAGUCCCCAGGCCAGAGUGACCCAGAAUUAAUUAAUAGCAGUAGAAACUAUUCAAGAAAGAAGUUCAAUGAGUUUAACAAAGGUAGAAAUUGGCUCCAUAAUGAUAAGCAUGAAGGAAUUUAUUCUGAAGAGAAACUUUAUAAAUAUAAUAAAAACGGGAAUGGCCUCCAUCUUAAUGAAGAUUUUGUUCACCGUCAGAAAAUUCAAACUUUGGAGCAACCUUUUGAAUACAGUGAAUGUAGGAAAGCUUUCCAUGAGAAUUCACUCUUUGUUGUACAUAAGAAAACUUACACAGGAAAGAACUCCUGUGAACACACUGAUUAUGGGAAGAUCUUCUGUGAUAUGUCAUCCCUCAUGGCUCAUCAGAGAACACAUCCAAGAGAGAAUCAGUAUGAAUUUAAUGAAUGUGGAGAAAAUUUCUUUGAGGAAUCCAUUCUCUUUGAGCAUCAGAGUGUUCGGCCUUUCAGCCAGAAGUCAAACCUCAUUCCAGUUCAGAGAAGCCACUCAAUUGACAAUGUGAUUGAAUAUAAUGAAUGUAGAACGUUUUUCAGUGAAAAGCUAGUCUUUGGUGUACAGCAGAGAACACGCACAGGAGAAAAACCUUAUGAGUGUUAUGAUUGCGGAAAAACCUUCAACCAGAAGUCAGCCCACACAAGACAUCAGAGAACACACACAGGGGAAAAAUCUUGUGAAUGUCAGGAAUGUGGGAAAACUUUCUACAAGAAUUCAGACCUCAUUAAACACCAGAGAAUUCACACAGGGGAGAAACCUUUUGAAUGUCAGGAAUGCGGGAAAUCCUUCAGUGAAAAGUCAACCCUCACUCAACAUCGAAGAACACACACAGGGGAGAAACCGUAUGAAUGUCGUGAAUGUGGGAAAGCCUUCUCGUUCAAGUCAGUCCUUACUGUACAUCAGAAAACACACACAGGGGAGAAGCCUUACGAGUGUUAUGAAUGUAGGAAAGCCUUUCUUAGAAAAUCAGACCUCAUUAAACAUCGAAGAACUCACACAGGGGAGAAACCUUAUGAAUGUAAUGAAUGUAGGAAAUCCUUCUCUGAGAAGUCAACCCUUACCAAACAUCUGAGAACUCACACAGGUGAGAAACCCUAUGAAUGUAUUGAAUGUGGGAAAUUUUUCUGCUACUACUCGGGUUUCACAGAACAUCAGAGAAGACACACAGGGGAGAAACCUUUUGGAUGUAAUGAAUGCGGGAAAAACUUCCGUCAGAAGUCAGCCCUAAUUGUUCAUCAGAGAACUCACAUAAGACAGAAACCCUAUGAAUGUAAUGAAUGUGGGAAAUCAUUCUGUGUAAAGUCAAAACUCAUUGCACAUCAUAGAACACACACAGGGGAAAAACCCUAUGAAUGUAAUGUAUGUGGAAAAUCAUUUUAUGUGAAGUCAAAACUCACUGUACAUCAACGAACACUUGGGGAGAAACCCUAUAAAUGUAAUAAAUGGGGGAAAUCACUCUGGGUGAAGUCAAGAUUUUAUAGAAAAAGAAUGCAAAAGGGGAGAAAAAUCUGUUGCUGUAAUGAUUUUGAAAACAUCUUAGGUCUAAAGUCAGUUCUCACAAUACAGCAGAGAACUUAUAGGGGAGAGAAUAAUAUGAAGUUAUUGAAUAUAGAAAACUUGAGUGCUUGAAUUAGAAUCAUAGAAUAUAUCAGAAAUCUCAGAGUGGAGAACACCUUAUCAGCAAAUCGCCCAAAGCCACACCUCACAAGUUAGAAACCUCUAUUAAUGUUCAUAGGGUAGAAAAUACUUGAUCCACAGGCUAUAGAACAUGCACAGAUUAUAGGAAGCUAUGGGAAAGCAUUGUGCUAUUUUAUUAGUUGUGUGUAGCAUCUCAGUGGAUAUCAGUAGUUUCUAGACAAAAUACAUUACUUUAAAUGUGUGGGAGCUUUAAGUUAAAAUCUAAGCUUAUGCAUCAGAUAUUUUGAAUUGAAGGAUCUCUGGCAAUUUAAGGUGGAGGAUGGUUUUCAUUUAGAAAUAGCUUUGUAUUUUUGUUGAGAUGCAAUUUGGCCCAUUGCCGGGCUUGUUAUUCCCCACUGUUUAAGGUAUUAGAUGUGAAAACACAGCACGCUGGGACCAGCAGUUGGAAGCAAGUCAGAGGCUCAUGCAUCUGCAGAAGAAGAGAAGAUUUUUAGCAAGAGGACCCACCAGGAGGACUUUCGGAUGCCCAGGUAGAGAGAGAGGUUCU
Messenger RNA from Felis catus (domestic cat), 6637 nucleotides. RefSeq lists its product as uncharacterized. NCBI's taxonomy places the organism in Eukaryota, Metazoa, Chordata, Mammalia, Carnivora, Felidae. Gene Ontology annotation, biological process: regulation of DNA-templated transcription. The record is from RefSeq and is a predicted model, not a curated record.